AAUGUUUACAAAUUCAAGUCGUGCUUGUUUUUAGCUUCAAAUCAACGACUAAAGGCUAAAGUUGUUUUGCUCUUUGCUCCAAAUCGCGUGGUUUUUUUGUUUUCGUGUUAAUUCUUUUAGUUUAAUUAAUUGAUAGUUUUAUUGUGUCAGUUAAUUGUUAAAUUGUGCUAUGAAAGUUGCUGUGGUUGGAUGUAUCCAUGGAGAAUUGGAUACCAUUUAUCAACAACUUGCUGAUUUAGAGGCUCAUAAUGGGUAUAAAAUCGAUUUACUUUUAAUUUGUGGAGAUUUUCAAUCAAUUAGAAAUGAAAAUGAUUUUAAAUGUAUUUCCAUUCCGGUCAAAUUUCGUCAACUUGGUACAUUUCAUCAAUACUAUAAGGGAGAAAAGACUGCUCCUGUUUUAACUAUCUUCAUUGGUGGCAAUCAUGAAGCAUCGAAUUAUUUGAUAACAUUGCCCUAUGGUGGUUGGGUUGCCCCUAACAUCUAUUAUAUGGGUUAUUCUAAUGUAGUAAGAUACAAAGGAUUAAGAAUUGGUGGUAUUUCUGGGAUUUAUAAUAAAUAUCACCGAAAUUAUGGUCAUUUUGAAAGAUUGCCAAUGACAGAAGACACUAAAAGAAGUGCUUAUCAUACCAGACACCUUGAAGCGUAUAGAUUUAUGAGUGUUCAAGAGCCAUUAGACAUUUUUAUGUCUCACGACUGGCCAAGCAACGUUGUCCAUUAUGGUAAUUUAGACCAACUUUUAAGAUGGAAACCUUUCUUCGCUCAAGAUAUUCAAAGGGGAUCAUUAGGAAGUCCUAUGCUUGAUUCAUUAUUUAGUCACUUGAAACCUUCACGUUGGUUUGCAGCUCAUCUCCAUGUCCGUUUUGAAGCAUAUGUUCGUCAUGAUCCUGAAAGAGAAACCAGAUUCCUAGCCUUAGACAAGCCUUUGCCCAGGAGAAAAUAUCUAGAAAUUCUUGAUCUUAAUCCCACUAAUAAUUCGGAAAAUAAUACCGAAGAUGAUGACGGCGCUGUUGACAAUGACGAUAAUCUUUAUUAUGAUAAAGAAUGGCUCGCAGCAUUGAGGGUAACCGAUGAGUAUCUUUCAAUUGAAGAAAAGCCCGAAAAGCAGGUUCCUGAAUUGUGGGUUUCUCCAAGAUUAUCUCUGCAAGAUGAAUUGGUAAAAGUCGAAGAGAUUUUCAAGGGUGACUAUAAAAUUGACAAAAAUUUUUCACCAGUAGAACCAGUCACCUUGAAUGGCGACUCUGAUCCCGACAGGAUUCGUAAUUUCACAAAUCCACAAACUGUAGCAUUUUGUGAAAAGCUUGGUAUUCGAGAUCCUAUGACAUUAAUUGUGAGUUUGUACAAUAAACCACAUAAUCCGGCAGAAAUUUCCCUUUCUGAUGAAGAUGAUGAAGAACAAGAAGUCGAUGAUUGUCAAUCUAAUGGUGUUUUUGUGAUCGACCGAAAGCGAGAUAAAACACUUGUUAUGGAACAAAAUACCUGCAAUACAACAGAAAAAUUGAAACAAGACAACAGAGAGGAUAUUGAAACAAACUCAGUGAAGAAGCUAAAGACGGACGAUGUCAAUUGUUAACAAUUAAAAUUGGCUUUUUCAUGACUUUUCAAUUUCAGUCGCACUAAUAGCUAUUUUUAAAGCCUGACCUGUACUAUAAUCUUGUUGGUAAGAUUUUGGCUUAUUUUGUCUUCUACAUUUUGACAAAUUUCAUCUUGAUCUCUACAUUCAUUUAUGACUUAAUCAUUCAAUUCAUCGUUUAUAUACUUAUGACAAAUUGUACAAUUUAAACUUCAAUUUGUAAACUUAAAAGCAAUUGUAAAAAUUCAAAAUUAAACUU
This is a messenger RNA of Tetranychus urticae (two-spotted spider mite), 1829 nucleotides long. It is a transcript of the gene ldbr, whose product is annotated as lariat debranching enzyme. Gene Ontology annotation, molecular function: RNA lariat debranching enzyme activity. Lineage: Eukaryota; Metazoa; Arthropoda; Arachnida; Trombidiformes; Tetranychidae. Gene Ontology annotation, biological process: mRNA splicing, via spliceosome. Gene Ontology annotation, cellular component: nucleus. The record is from RefSeq and is a predicted model, not a curated record.